Molecule: messenger RNA, 8170 nt
Organism: Numida meleagris (helmeted guineafowl)
Lineage: Eukaryota; Metazoa; Chordata; Aves; Galliformes; Numididae
Gene: IL6ST
Product: interleukin 6 signal transducer
Exons: 17
Coding region: 388-3141 (917 amino acids)
Biological process (GO): cytokine-mediated signaling pathway
Cellular component (GO): signaling receptor complex; membrane; external side of plasma membrane
Molecular function (GO): cytokine binding; cytokine receptor activity
Source: RefSeq, a predicted model, not a curated record
GCCCUGAGUGAGGGGGAGGCCGCUUCUCGUCGCUGUGGGCUGUAGCGCAGAGGCGCGACGUGGCCUCGCCCGCUGUGGGGCCGGGGGCUGGCUACGGGUCCCAGUGUGCUCGGGGUGCCUCGUCCGUACCCCUCCGUCCUGGGUCGGUGCCGUUUGACCGAGCUGUUGGCGUGGCGAGAGGGUUAUCUGUGUUUUUCUCCAGUGGUGGUGUGUGUUGGCGGUCCUGUUGGAGGAAAGUGAGGAGGAGGCAACACAACAGGGCAUAAGCAAUCCAGGAGGUUCCUAGAGUAUGCCGAUAACUUUCUUCUCUACAAGAAGAGCUCUUGUGGACCUCGUACUCACCAGCAAUUAGAAGCUUCAUGGAAAUGCAAAGGAAUUCUGUCCAACAUGUUUUCUGGGUGGAACUGGGCGGUCCAUUGCUUGUACCUGUUUUUGAAUAUUUGUUCCUUUGAAGUUUCAGGUGGACUUGUACAAUCAUGUGGUCACAUCAUUCCAGAGUCUCCAGUGUUGGCCCUAGGUUCCAAUUUCACAGCAUUGUGCAUUUUGAACGAGAGUUGCCUUGACUUUGGCAAUAUAUAUGCUAGUCAAAUUAUAUGGAAAAUUAAAAAUAAAGUGGUACCUAAAGAACAAUAUCGUGAAAUAAACAGAACUGUUUCUAGUGUCACAUUUAAUGACACUUCUUCACUAGCUACUCCUCUGACAUGCAACGUUUUAGCAGAUGGACAGAUUGAGCAGAAUAUUUAUGGAAUUUCAGUUACAGUAGGCUUGCCCCCAGAGAAGCCUGAAAACUUAAGUUGUAUUGUGUAUCAGGUGUCAAAACUCACAUAUCCUAUGGAAUGUACCUGGGACCCUGGAAGACAUACAUUUCUGGACACUAAUUUUAGGUUGAAAUACAGGUGGUCACGAGAAAGCUUUCCUGACUGCAUACCAAAAUAUGUUAAUAAUUCUUGUACCAUUUCUGAUGUUCAGUUCUUUGUUAACCUGGAGGUCUGGGUAGAAGCGGCAAAUGCUCUUGGAAAGGCUGAAUCUGAUCGUCUUGUUUUUGAUCCCAUUGAGAUUGUCAAACCACUGCCUCCACACAACCUAUCAGUCAACUCAGGAAUACUCCCUACUGUUCUGAAGCUUUCCUGGGAGAACCGGAUUUCAGCAGCUGUGAUGAAACUGAAAUUCAAUAUUCGCUACAGGAUCAGUAGUGAUACAAACUGGAUGCAGGUUCCUCCUGAAGAUACAGCUUCACCAAGAACUUCAUUCAGCGUUCAAGGCCUCAGACCAUACACAGAGUAUGUCUUUUCAAUUCGAUGCAUGAAGGAAGAUGGAGUGGGCUUUUGGAGUGACUGGAGUGAAGAAAAGGUUGGGGUCACCACUGAAGAUAAACCAUCUAAAGGGCCGACCAUAUGGAGGACCAUUGAUGCAUCUCCCUCACCAGCUUUCUGGACUGUACGACUGAUGUGGAAGGCACUAGAGCCGUUUGAAGCCAAUGGAGUAAUCUCGCAGUAUGAAGUGACUGUCAGAGCUAAACCACCCCUCUCCCAUCCACCACAGAAGUACAACGUUACUACCACCAGCCUGACAUUAAAGUUGCCAAAUGGAACUUAUGAGGUGACUUUGAUUGCUCAUAACAGAGUAGGGGCAUCCCCUCCAUCAGUUUUACUUAUCCCAGCAAGUAAUUCAAAAGCUCCUGUGAAGAAUAUUAGAACACUACCUAAAGAUGGCAAAUUGUGGGUAGGGUGGAUUGCUCCUAAUAAUGUUCUUAAAUACGUCAUCGAAUGGUGUCUGAUGUCCAGCAGCUCAGACUGCAUCACAGAGUGGCAGAUUGAACCAGGAAACAUUCAAGGAACAUACUUAAAAGGUGACAUUAAACCAUUCAAGUGUUACUUGAUAACUGUGUACCCUCUGUAUGCUGAUGGCCAGGGAAGUGGACAGUCUGUGAAGGCUUACCUGCAGCAGGAUCGUCCUUCAAAAGGACCAACUGUUCAGACAAAAAAAGUAGGAAAAGCUGAAGCUGUUUUGACAUGGAACCGUCUCACAGUCGAUGAGCAAAAUGGAUUCAUCAGAAGUUACACAAUAUUGUACAAAACUGUCGAUGGAAAUGAAACAGCUGUGUCAGUGGAUCCAUCCAAGACAGAGUAUACCCUCUCUUCUCUAACCAGUGACACGUUGUAUACUGUGCGGAUGAUGGCAUACACAGACGAAGGAGGCAGGAGUGGUCCUGAUUUUACUUUUACUACACAGAAAUUUGGGAGAGGAGAAAUUGAAGCCAUAGUUGUACCUGUGUGUCUAGCAUUCCUGUUGACUGUACUCCUUGGAGUUUUGUUUUGCUUCAACAAACGUGACUUAAUUAAAAAGCAUAUCUGGCCUAACGUUCCUGAUCCAUCCAAGAGUAACAUUGCUCAGUGGUCCCCUCAAGUUCCAGCUAAGCACGCCUUUAGUUCUAAAGAUCAGAUGUACCCAGAAGGCAGUUUUACAGAUGUGAGCGUCGUAGAAAUAGAAGCUGAUGACAAGAAGUCUUUUUCAGAACAAGAUCUAAAACCUUUUGAUUUGCUCAAAAAGGAAAAAAGUACAUCAGAAGGGCACAGCAGUGGUAUUGGAGGAUCCUCGUGCAUGUCUUCUCCUAGGCAAAGCGUCUCUGAUAGCGAUGAAGGUGAAACUACUCAAAACACUUCAAGCACUGUGCAGUAUUCAACUGUAGUACUUAAUGGCUACAGAGAUCAAACACCCGUACAAGUCUUUUCAAGGUCUGAAUCUACUCAGCCUCUGCUAGAUUCAGAAGAGAGAUUAGAGGAUCAUGCUGGAGGGAGUGACAGUACACAAAGGCAGCAUUAUUUCAAACAAAAUUGUGGUCAGGAUGAAAUCAAGACAGACAGGCCAUUCUUUGAAAGAGCAAAGCAGAUUAUUCCAGCUAAUGAGGAGGAUCUCGCUGGGUUUGCACAACUGCAGGUCUCAGGUCAGAGUUCACAGUCUCUAGGUUUUGAGCUAGAAGAAAAUACCCAGGAAGCUACUGUACCAGAUGUUUUACAGACAAGUACUGAAGGACAGACUGUGAGACCUGAAACAGUGGAGGAAAACCUACCCUCAGUUGACGAAAUGCCAAAAAGUUACCUCCCGCAGACUGUGAGACAAGGGGGUUAUAUGCCUCAGUGAGAGAAGAGACUGGCUGUAUUAGGCCUUUGUUAGUGCCUGUUCACAUUUUUUUUUCCUGUGUUUCUGAUAAAUUAAGCUAGGUAUUUUUAUCUGAAUGCAGAUAGAAAUAUUAAAAUUAGGUGAAAAAUAAUUUGACAAGAGUACAAUAAGGACUAUGUUUCCGUGGAUGAUCUGCAGUCCAGACUUACUGGAGACUUACUUUUAUGCACUACAUGAAAUGAUGUUUGUCUGAAAAGCUGAACAAGCCUAUGUGCUACCUUACUUUUUGUCUUGUCAUAUCAGAUUUACACAUGAUUGAAAAUAGCAAGUUUCAGUUAAUCACAUUGGCCAACAGACCUCCUAGAAGAAAUACUUUGAUUUGUGGCAGUGUACACACCUAAAAAGCCAGCUUUGGUUGCUUGGAGCAUCUUUGUGCAAAAAUGUGACUGAAGUUCAGCAUUCUAAAGUUUAAAAAUACUGCAUCAUACACUUUUCGAUAGCUUGAUUAACUUUCUGGAUUUUGACUUGGCCCAGUGUCACAGUUUCAGACUUAUCGGACUCAGUAUGCAAAUCGUGCAUCCCCGUUUAAAAACUACAUAGAAGUUGUGAUGGUGUGCAGGUAAAAUGCUACGAUUGCUUGACUCUGAGUGCUACUAUAGUCACUGAUACUCUGUCUAUAUUUAGAUAUGCUUGCACAUGAAGUAUAUAAUAAUUUGGCCUAAAAGUGUGCCUCGCUACUGGAUGCACAGCAGUGCAGUCUUCAUGGCUAAACGUUAAAUCCAGAUGAAAACACAGAUAAAGAAUUAGUUAAAGAUUUUUGAACCUGAGUCACUUCCUGAUUAUACUACAUCUCUCUGGACAUAUUAAUUGCCUUUGUAUAGUAAGUGCCCCUUUGGCAGUAUACUGCUUGAGAGGUAAAUAAUGGGCUGAAGCAUUUCACGGUUCUUAUAAGUGCCCAGGAGAAGGGGAAUAAGAUCUUCUUCCUGAUUGACUACAAAGAUUAAUACCACAGGACUUCCUUGAAACAGAACAUAGCAAAAAACCAAAGCACUCAAGUCAUUGAAGUGCUUAGGAAAAAAAAACCUACCCUGAACUUGAGAGUUACUGACAACAUGAAUCUCUUAUCCAGCAUAAGCCACAGAUAACAUUUGUGGCUGCUGAAAUUCCUUAUGUCUCACUUCAGCCCUGUUCAGAUGUUCGGAGUUUUACUAAAGAAGGUACAUACAAUUGCAUUCAUAUAACCCUAUUCCCUAAUGAUGCAAUUUUACAACACUCUUGUAGAUGUUUUUCUUAGUCUAGUCAGCUUUUCUAACUUGACACUAAUAACCUUCAUUCAAAACACUACAUGCUGUUCUGUGAGAAUAAAACAAGAGUUUUAAUUCUCCUUCAGCAAAAGAAGGGAGACCUCCAGAAACUUUCAGUGCUGUGAUUCCUAGUGCUGCUGUCCUGCAGAGCACUUGCUAAAGGCCUUUGAAGAACAGAUGGAAGUAUGAUGUUCACCUCUUAUGCUUUUGUUACAAAGGAACUCAGUGCUAGAGUAAAUUCAAAAUAAUAUUAUUUGAACUCUGGACUACUCAAAACAGAUAAAGAGUUCUUAAACUUCAAUAACAUUUUAUUCAAUACUCUGCAGUUCCUUUCUGCUUACAGUAUUUGUCAUGUCUGGGCACUUUUUUUUAACUAAAAUGUGAUGUUGCAGGUUACUGUAACUGUACUUUUCUUCAGAACAGACCACCUUCCUUCCUCCCUAUGCCACCUCAGCACGUUCAGCCUCUUCCUGCAGAGAACAAGGCAUAAUGAAAGCUAUACUGUCACGAGACAGAGGAGGUGUGUCUGGUUUUCCAAAGGCUGAAGGAGCAUUCUGUUGCCAGAACACAUUCCUCUUGGCAAAUGACAGCAGUGAGUUUGUGGAGGGAUAGGUAUGUCUUCUUUAAUCAAACUUCAUAGUGACCAUGGAAGCCACGAGUAAAAGGGAAGCUCUCUUCACAGUGUGUGUGCUUACUCGAACUGCCCCUGCAGCCACGUGCUGCCUAAUUCACCCUCUGCUGAUCUCUGAAAUGUUUUGGGCUGCGAUUUUUAUGGCUGCAGUCUGGCCGCUUAGCUUGAAUGUUGCUUUAAAAAAUGUUGCUUUAAACAUGCUAUCUUUCAUCUGUGAUUCAGCGAUACUAACUUUCGGUAACAUAUGUCGUAUCUGAGAGACCGCUUCAGCUAUUCCUAAAGUUACUAUACUCUUUCUGUCAUGUAGAGGGAAAGCAUUUUCUUCUCAGUUGCUGUUAACCAUGAACCGUUUCUGAAGCAAGUUAAACUUUGAAGUGAUUCCCCCUUUUAGGGUGGUCAUUGCUAACGAGGGUUCUGGUCUGUCACUUCUGGACUCUUAUUUCUUUGUAGUUUAUGAGCCUGUGGUAACGAACUCACAUAGCUGUACAACAGAAUAUCCUGCCGUGGGUUCUGUGUGGCAGAUUUACGUUCUGUCUUUCUAUCUUGUGCAUGUAUCUAGGGAUAAAACAGUGAAGACGAAACAGGAGAUGCUUCUGGGUGAAUAGCCUACAGAAGCCACAAACAGUCCGAGUAACAGGUUUGCUUACAACUUCAUAAACCUCUGCCAAAUGCUGUGUUGUACAGUGUUCGGGUUUAACUGGUUUUAUAGUUAGUAUGCAUUACAGCAGCAGAGUUGUAUAAGAGUUGCACACAGGUUUCAGAGUGUACGUAAUGCAUUUUAGCAAGCUGCUGAAAUUCUCUGAAUUUGGCCUGAACAUGAUAAUUAAAGGAAAAGCUUUUUUUUUCAAUAACUAUGGCGCACUUUACAAAAUAAAGGCAUUAUUAAAAUAAAAUCAUACUUUUCUACUGACACUUUAGUGCCCAUCUUGAUUACCCAGACUGGAAUUUUUCAAGUAGGGGUGGGAGAACGGGUGAGAAAAGCAUUCUGCAUCUCUUCUGCAGAGGGUAGGGAUGAUGAAUAAGGAGGAACUGUUUUUCCUGUAUUAUCACACUUGGAGCUGCUUUCAGGCACAGACUAACCCCUCCUCUGUUUGCAAGAAAAGUGCUUAUGUUAUUUCUGUAGUGGUAUUCGGUGUGCUCUGUUAGAACAGGAGGUUGGUGGGGUUGAUGCUGUGGCUUGUUUCCAUGGCACUUAGCAUGGGAAUAUCUUGUGCUGCAGUGAAAAAGUCUUGUGGUAAUGUUUCUGCUUACUGUUUUAAGCUAAGCUACCUACUAAGCCUUAAGCUAACAAGGCAACGGACAGCAGAGCAGAAAUGUUCUUACGUUAGUUUAGGAUUGCCUGUGAUAGGCUGCGCUGAUCAGUGUGACAGCAACCCAGCAAAGUGCUAAUUUAUCCAGAUUUGCAAAAAACUUUGGCCACAUCGCUGUGGCACAGAGCCGGGUGUCCCCUUGGCUGCCCCCCUGCUCACAAGGGCUGUUCUGGUUCUCAGCACUGAGAGAGCUCCUUCCUGCCCUGGGUUUGGCAGCUUCAGCUUUGACUGUAAAUUGUGAGCACCACCAGAUGGCUAAAACCUACAUGAGCACACUGAGGGAGUGUGGGAGUCGUACUGCUUUAACUUAGGUAACAUACCUAAUUAAUGCCAGGUCUUGAAUACCUAAGACCCAUGUCAAUAUAUGCUGCUAUCCUAUUGACUUCACAGUAGGAUCUGGAACUCCAGAGCAACUCAGAACUGGUGUAGUCAGCCCCUCCAGGACGUGUAUGCAUUAAAUUGUGGUUUAUACGCAUUAAAAGGGACUAAAUAGACCAGUCUGUCUUCUGUGAUUGAGACUAAGAGCUACUUAGGUACAUUCCUUGAAGUGCAUUGAAGAGUUCCACCGAUGGAUGGAUCCUGAAACUUCCCUGCUUCCUUGUAAAUGCUGAUCUCUUGGCUAGGAUGGAUACUUACAGGCAUUUUAUAUUCCUGUAGUUGCUUUUGAUGUUAUUUGGAAGCAGUUUAUAAUAGCAGAAGUAUCGUGUCAUCUGUCAUGGAGCAGCCCGCUGGUGACCACAGCGCUCAGUAAGGCAGGGAGCCUGCUGCAGGAAUCUGGAGAAGGGCAGAAUCACAUACUCCGUAGCUGGUUCGUGGACUCCUGUUUCUCUUCCCUAAAAGCAAAAGGAUUAGUUAAGAUGAAGCUAGAACGCGUCUGCUUUCUCUGUUGUUCCCUUUGUAGCACUUGUGCAAUCUGAGCCAUUCAUAAGACAGAGCAGUGUUGACUCUAUGCGCAAGGAUGCACAUCAAGGCCACAGACUUGUUGCAGACUACUCUAAUGACUACAGCCAGAGCACGGCGGGGCAGGCAACGAGUACCUCACAGCACGCAGCUCGAGGCAGGGCUGUGUGCGUGCAAGGACAGCCUUGCUGCUGGACACGGGCAGUGACGUCGUGGAUGCGCUGCAGGAGCACGCUUCGGUGAUAGCUGAGGAACGAGUGCACGGUGCUGCUGUCAGUGGCCGGCCGCCAUGCAGCUUUCUCCUGCCUGACCCUGCGCCUCUGGAACCGCUCACACAGCCGCCCUUCACAGCAAAGCACAUUUGUUCUUGGAUCCGCGUGGCUCGCUGUGGCCUGUUUAACGGAGUGGAGUUGUUCGGUGUCACGCAGUAGUGGGCGGUCUGCUCCCCACGUGCUUGUGGGACAGGAGGGAUAAGGGUGUACUUGAGGCUAUGUCACCACGGACAUCUCGGUAAGCGUAGUCGUAAGACAUGGGGAUAUUUAACAAGGAAAGUGCCUUGAUGCUGAACUGAACACUUAGUGAAUGUAAUGUUAAAUAGAAUUUAUUAUGUACCAUAUGGGGUUAUGGCUGCCUGAGCUACUGCUGAUGUGUAACCUCUGCCAGCUUUAAGCGUGUGCUGUGGCAGCCGGGUGAGCUGUGGGUGCUGCGUACACUGUCUCCAUACAGAAGUGUUUCCACAGCACUACACGACCUUCAUUUGCAAGCUGCAUGUUUAUUGUCAUAGAGACUCUGCUUUCUACAAUUUACUGUAAUUUUACUGUAACGUCUGAAUGUUUUUGUUACCCAGCUGAGCCUGAACGUUGCAUUUGUCUACUACAUAAUAUUAAAGAAAAUUCCGAACUGUG